ACACCUUUUCGGAUGUAACGUUACCCAGUGAAAAUACAAAGCCAUUAUUCAAGAAUUGACAAGUUUCAACUUAGGGUGAACUUUACAUUGUUACAGUUCGAUAGUUUGAUCUAUGAAACCCUAUAGAAUAACUCUAGGAGCGUUGAUAUUGCAGAUAAGCAAAGGCUAAUCAAAAGUAGCUUUUUACUAAUGGCCGGAUGCUAGCACAGUAUGAACUUGCGAUACGGGGAAAACACGCCUAGGUGCAGUCAUGCGGUUGUCGGGUGGCUGCGAGGGAAAACUGUUGGUGAAGAAUAAGUAAAAAAAUCCGGACUAAUCUUUACAUUUUUGGCGCGGAAACCAAACCCUAUUCCUAAAAAGUCAUAUAAGAGGAUUUCACUAAGAAAUUCUUGUAAAAUACGUAAGGUUUUUAUUCGUUUUUAAAAUCAUGUGUACGUCACGCGUCUAAAAUAAACCAUGCAUGGAAUAACAAAUGAAAUAUGAAACCUUCUGUGAUUGGUUGGAUUUAUUACGACAUUAAUGAUUGGUGCAGACGUUUAGCAUUAAAAACACUUGAAUUUAAAUAUACUCGAAGAAAGUUCUGUUUUUGAACUGUGAGAAACACAGUUUUUUUUAGUGUCGCUUUUUAAGAGCCAUCACGAAACUCAAAGAUGGCAGAAAAUAUGUGUCGUUAUUCGCUGUUUUGGAGCAAUCGAGGUUAAAAUCAGUAUGGAAGACGCACUGUUCUCACUGUUCGGAUACAAAAGAACAUACUGCAUGGCCUAACUUUCCAUUCAUUCCUCGAAGGAUUUUGCAGGAAGAUCUGGUGGCUUACCGGUUUCCUUUUGGUAGAGAGCUAGUCGAUGAGCAACUAGACGACUAGGAUAUUAUAAACCACUGUCAUUUAUUGUCUAUAACACUGGUACAGUUAAUUGUAGUCGAACUUGAAUCAAAGUCCCGCGUCAUUGUAAGCUUACUUUAUAUUUCACUCAAGGUAAAGACUAUUUUUCCAAAUAAACUACGAAAGAGUUUAGUCUUUCUGUGGGUUUUCCUUGAAGAUGGCGUCUCUCAAAGUUGCUGUACGGGCUCGUCCUUUGAAUAAAAGAGAGAUUGAUUUGAAUUCAAAAUGCAUUCUGCAAAUGGAAGGAGAGAGGACCACCAUCACCAAUAGUAAAUUAUAUGGUGAAGUGGGCUCAGAAGGAGACAAAGGCAGAGAAGUUAAAAAGGAAUUUGUAUAUGAUUAUUCUUACUGGUCUGUUGAUCCAAACGAUCCUCAUUUUAUCACACAAGAGCAGAUUUUUGAUGAUCUUGGAUCAGGAGUUCUGUCGUCAGCAUUUGAAGGCUACAAUGCUUGCCUGUUUGCAUAUGGACAGACAAGUGCUGGAAAGACUUAUACCAUGAUGGGAACUAAUGAUGAAAUUGGGCUCAUUCCUAGAAUAUGCAAGGGACUUUUCAAGUACAUCGCAGAGAACUCCAACGACAGAAUGUCAUUCAGAACAGAAGUGAGUUAUAUGGAAAUCUAUAACGAGCAUGUGAGAGACCUACUCCGACCACACAACCUCAGAAAACUGCCUCAGCAAAACUUGAAAGUUCGCGAGCAUCCAAAGGAAGGACCUUACGUAGAAGGUUUGACCAAGCAACACGUCUCAGAUAACGAUUCUAUUGAAGUCCUCAUCGAACAAGGCAACAGACUGAGAUCAACAGCGGCUACUAAAAUGAACGAAGGCAGCAGCCGAUCACACGCUAUUUUUACCAUAAAGUUCACACAGGCGAAGUUUCUAGCAGAUCUUCCCUCAGAGACGAUCAGUAAGAUCCACUUGGUAGACCUUGCAGGAAGUGAGAGAGCAAGCGCCAGUGGAGCAACAGGUGAUCGAUUAAAAGAAGGCAGCAACAUCAACAGAUCAUUAGUUACUCUAGGAAUAGUCAUUUCAACUCUAGCUGAAAAUUCCAUGAACGAGAUUGAGGGAACCAAGCGUUUAGCGUUUAGGAAGAAGCUUUUUGUGCCAUAUCGUGAUUCAGUGUUAACAUUCCUUCUUAAGGACAGCCUCGGUGGGAAUUCGAAGACUAUUAUGAUAGCAGCCGUUUCACCAGCCGAAUGUAAUUAUGGCGAGACAUUGAGUACACUGAGAUACGCGCAGAGAGCCAAGAAUAUUAUCAACAAACCAACAGUUAACGAGGAUCCAAACGUCAAGCUGAUUAGAGAACUGAGAGCUGAGAUUGAAAGAUUAAAGAACAAACUAAGGAGUCCAAAUGAAAAGUCGUUAUACGAAAAUGAAGCUACAAAUACAACGAAAAAAAUCCACGAUAAGGAAGCCAAGGUUGAAAAGUUAACCAAAGACUGGACAGAAAAAUGGAAGGAGGCAAAGAUGAUUAUGCAAGAAAGCGAGCUGGCCCUAAGGCGUCAAGGGUCGUGUGUACUAAUCGAUUUAGAGCUGCCUCACCUCGUACGACUAGAAGAAGAUCCUCUAAAGACUGAAAUAAAACUCUACAGACUCGGACACGGGAAGACGCGUGUUGGACUUGAGGACGCUCCUGUAGCUCAAGACAUAGUUGUGGAUGGCGAGGAUAUCGAAAAACAACAUUGUAUUAUCGAGUACACUAAAGGAAGAGUGACUUUAGACCCACUGGCGUCAGUUUGUUGGGUCAAUGGAGUUUCCGUCGUACAACCAACAAAACUCAAUCAAGGAGAUGUCAUCGUGUUUGGAAAAAACAAUGUCUUUAAGUUUAACUUUCCAACUGAGGCAGCCAAACUACGAGAACAAAGAAGAUCGGGAUUGUUCAGCGCUGAAUCCUCAGAGUCUUUGUCAGGCUACUACAUGUCACCUAUACGUGGUAGUCAUGGCGAUCUCAGCACCAGAUCAGACAUUUCUUCUCCACUUACUUUGGACUCGGGGGUUGACUUCGACAUGAGUGAGGGCGUGGAAGAAUUAAAGACUCACAUUAGUGACCUAAUACAAAGACACAAGGAAGCAGAGGUUCGGCGCCUUGAAGUAGAACGCAACUACAAAGAAGAAAUCGACCUUAAACAAACCGAAAUCGAGUCCCAAAAAGAACAGAUUCAGCAAAUCCGAACAGCUCACGAACUGAACUCGAAGAAAAUCCGAGACGAGUUGACCAACUUGCAGAGUGUUGUCGAAGUCAAUGGCGAAGAAGACAAAUCGCUUAUCUCCGAUGAAAUGGAUAAAAUAUUCCAACUGAGGAAUGAGUACAAGUUAGAUUAUAAUGGAGCCAAAGAAAACCAAGAGAAUAUGAAGGAAGAGCUGCAUGUCUUUAUGGACAACAAAUGGCAGAAAAUUGAAGAGUAUGAGGUGAAGCUUGCAGAGAUUGAGCUGCUUCGGCGAAAUGCCCUGGAUCAGGCGGAGCUUGACGUUCAACGACAGAAAGAGCUCUUGGAGUGGGAGAAAGACCAAGAAUUGAGGGAUAUCGAAGAACAGCAAGAAAACUUGCUCGAGUUGCAAGAAGAGCUGAAGACGUCGUUGGAAAAAGCGGAGAAGGAGUAUAGCAAGGUGAUUCCUUCGCUUGAAAAGACGAUAAGAAAAGAUAAAGAAGAGCUGGAACAUAUUAAUAAAAAGAUACGAAAUCUCGGAGGAUACCAAGUAAAGCUGAUGCGAAAAAACAUCGAAGUUGCAAAUGAAGAGAAGGAUUUGUCAAAAAGCAGCGAGAAUGACAACAAGAACACAGAAGAAAAUAAGUCUGGGCAGAAUUCGAAAAGAUCUAGUGUUGACAGUAGCGUACAAAAUUGCGAGCUCUCUGGUAGUAUGGAUAGCUUGAAAGUCGGGAAAGGCCAGUUUUUGGAGUUAGAAAAUCCCGGACAAAGGCGAAUGAGUGAACUUGAUAUCGAAGUCGAGAGACUUGUACUUCUUAGAAACGAAAAGUCAAAGUCUAUCACUGAAAAUGAACUCUCCAUGAUGGAGAAAAUGAACAGUUUGGAAGUUUAUAGAACCAAGAUUCAGGAAAACGAGGAGAAGUUGUGCGAACUCGAGUGUGGAUUCAAUGUUCGCCAGGAAAAGCAUGAGGAAAAAAUGGAGAUUUGUCUGGAAACUUUACGACAAGAUAAAGUAGGGAAGAUGUCUGAUUUCGACGGUGAACGUGAAAAGUAUGUCAAUUUGUUGUGGAAGGAGUUUGAAGAAAUUGAUAAAACUCUCCAAGAAUCGUGUAAAGAUCCAAACCUUCCCGAAAACGAACAAAAGAAACUUUGGGGAAAAGCUGUGGACCGUCAGAAAAAGGUAGUUCUAGAUCUGGUGAAGGAAAAAAUUGGGCAUAUUGGAUCUUUAGAUGAUGAACUAUUUCUUGAGUGUCUUGCUAAGAGGUCGAAGCUCGAGCGAGACGAGGACAGAGUCCUAGACCAAGAACGUAAGAUCUCGGACGAUAUUCGUGGUUCGAUGAGAGAAAAGGAGCUUGCAAUUCAGAAACUCACUGCUCAAAAGGAUAAGUUUCAUGUCGAGAGAGAAAGAGAAAGAAAAUUGAUCAAGUCUCGUCUAAAGCGGAUUUUGCGACUGAAGUCGUAUGACGACCUUCAAAGCGAAGAAACGGUGGAAUAUUUGACUGAAGAAGCGACGAAACUGAAAGAAGCAUGUGAGAAACUCGAAGAAGCUGAAAGCAGACUUUUGUGCGAAACUAGAGAAAAAGAAGUCCUUCUUCUACGACUGGACGAAGCUCGCACCAGACUCCUCACUAGCGAAGAAGACCGCGACGAAAUGGAAGCAAAUCUGAAAGACUUGUUGAAAGAGAAAGAAAAGAAGGAUAAUCAGAUUGCAGAAUUGAAGAAAAUAUCAGAAGAUGAAAAGAAAAAAUAUAUUGAAAACCUUAAGAGUGAAGAUUACGCGAUAAUUGAAAGGCCUUUGGUCAACCGUCUUCACAUCAGAUACCGUGUCAUUGGUAACCACGCCGCUGCGGAGCUUCUAAAGGAGGCGUUACUCGCAUCUACAGUCCCAGAGAUCAUUCGCAUGUUUCCCACCAAAGGACCAGUGUAUGCAAAGGACUCGAAUCACGGGGGUUGGACGUUCCAGAAUGUCCAGAAAGAUGUUGCUAUCUUAAGGAAGAGAGAAGAACUUCCCAAUGGAUUUAUUUACUGUUUCAUGGGAAGAGGGAUCAUCGAAGCGGCUCCAUUAACCGUCUGGGAAGCUGUUCGCAACCCUCUCUCCCGAUAUAUCUACGAUAACAUGCUCAAGAAAAUCAACAUUGUGGAGCAUGUUGAAGAAGGCUUGAAAGUCGUUUACAUGCUUCACGAGACGUCUCAGUGCUUCAUGACCCACUCACGUGACUUCUGUUACGUCACUAAGGAGCGAGUUGAGGGUCAAAAAUAUAUCCUGGCGUCACAGUCUAUCGAUCAUCCUAAAUCUCCACCAGUACCCGGAAUAAUCAGAGCACAGAUAAUGUCGAGUGGUUGGAUAGUUGAACCGCUAGAAAUCAAUGGACAGGAAGGAUCACUUGUUUGGUAUAUUACAAAAGUUCACCUAGGCAACACGACACUUCCAUGGCGUCUUAUCGAUCUUCUAUCCAAAAGACAACCUCUGAGUAUCGCAUAUCUAAGGAGCUACUUAGCACCUCAGUGACUGGUUAACUUGCCUCACUUAAAAGAUAAUUCUUGAUGGUGUCGGGCCGGUGAUGCUGAAAAUUGCCAGCGCAGUUUUCAGCACGAAAACCACUGGCAAAAAGCUGCCCACAAAAGCUGCUUUUCCAAAUAAACUGACAAUUUGAGAAAGCUUUCCUUUCCGAAAAUUUUCAAUCAUAAAGAGCCAUAUAUGAUAAGAAACGAAAACACUUAACACUAAUGCGACUUAUUUUCUGGAUAUACUUAUAAUUCUGUGGUUUUUAAAUAUAUUUUCGCUGGACUUUUUUCUCUAGUGUGCCGUAAUAUAGCAUACCUUUCAUUUAGAAGACAUUGUGUAUAGCUUUUUAUGUAAUUUGGUAACCUCUCUACCAAAAGACUGGUAAACAACUCGUACCGCAUAACUACGGGGUGGAAGAAUUCCCCACAAUUCUAUGCGCGGAGGAGUUCACCAAAAGAAGAAAGAAAGGAUAGUAGAUUGGACACAUGUCAUUCCUUUUUUUGAUAUUAGAAGGCAGUUGUAUUUAUUUCACUAAAUUAAGGGUAUCUGGUGUAUUAUUUGAAUUAUUUUAGGUAAGAAUAUUUUGGGCUAAAAAUCAAAGCAAUUUCAUAGAACUACUAGUCAAGACAAGAUACGCAAUUUUCUUUGAAAAGUGGUUAAUUUAGAAAGCAUCAUAAAGUUUCAUAGAAGUAGGGGGUAUUGAGGUAGAUUACAUCAAAGAAGAAGAGACGUUCUGCCAUGUUUAAAAAUGGUUUCACUAUAGAAAUAUAAAGAAAUAGCUAAAUAAUACUAUAACCAUGCCCACUCCACCAUAUUACCCUCACAAUAGCUAGGGUUGGGUAUUUUUCUCAGAACAUAAAAUUUUCCAUCCUAAAUCAAUUUGAUAAAAAUUCAUAGUUAAAUUUUGCUUCCAAGAGCAUUUUAUUUAAUAUCAAGAGUCCAAAUAUUUGUUAAGAAGAUAAUUGAAUAUUUAAAAGAAUGUUGAAUAUUUGAUAACAUCAACAUUUGACAUUUGCUACUUUGAUAUUUCACAAUAAAUUGUGGACAUUAUUAAUGAA
This is a messenger RNA of Actinia tenebrosa (Australian red waratah sea anemone), 6589 nucleotides long. RefSeq lists its product as uncharacterized. Lineage: Eukaryota; Metazoa; Cnidaria; Anthozoa; Actiniaria; Actiniidae. Gene Ontology annotation, biological process: microtubule-based movement. Gene Ontology annotation, molecular function: lipid binding; ATP binding; microtubule motor activity. The record is from RefSeq and is a predicted model, not a curated record.